Closterium sp. NIES-65 is the source of this 3891-nucleotide messenger RNA. Lineage: Eukaryota; Viridiplantae; Streptophyta; Zygnematophyceae; Desmidiales; Closteriaceae. The record is from the annotation of a GenBank genome assembly.
AUGGCUAGAUGGGCUUCCCUUGUGAUCUGCUCGUGGCUCAUCGUCUCCGCGAUCUGCCUCAUUGAUCCGGUUGCUGCCGACGAGGACGCGUGCGUCGCGGAGCGCGAAGGCAAGGCGCGAUGCGAGGAUCUCGUGACCAAGGUCAAGGCGGAGCUUGCGGGGGCGAAGGAGCGUGCGGACUCCGCGGAAUUGACGGUGGCGGGUGUACGCGCGGAGGCGAAGGCCGCGGGGGAGAAGACGCGCGCGUGCGAGGCGGAGGCGGGGAAGCUGCGCGCGGACGUGGCGGAGCUGACGAGCAAGGCGCAAGCCGCGGAGAAGAAGGCGGGUGACCAUGGCGGCGAGGUGCGCGCGUUGAAGGAGAAAGUGAAGGCGCUGGAGGCGCAAGUGGCGGACAGCAAGGCGCAGCAGCAGGCUCUGCAGAAACAGAUCUCGUCCAAAGAGGCGCAGGCGAAGCAGGCGGAGCAGCAGGCGGCGACUCUCAAGAGCGAGUUGGAGGCAGCUAAGGGCGAGGUGAAGGCGAGCAAGGAGAAGCUCAAGGGAGUGCAGGAGGAUCUCAAGGUCGCGCAGGCUGAGGCGGUGAAGGUGAAGGCCGUUGGAAAGGACGCGUCGGAGUGCCAGAGCAAGCUCACCCGCUCCAACACCCUUCUCAAAGAGACCACGGACUCGUUGGCGAGGCUGGAGAGGGAGGUGGAGGCGAAGCACGAGCAGCUGCUGCAGGUGUCGAGCAAGUGGCUGCCGCCAUGGCUCGAGGACCACCUGCUCUCCGCCAAGGACUCUGUGGUCUCUGUGUGGACUGACAAGGCUCUUCCAGCUGUUGCUUCUGUACGCGCAGAGCUCGCGCGCAUGGCCACUCAGAUGGGCGGCGCCGUUGGCCCCCAGCUCACUGCUGCGUACCAGGCUGCUAAGGACAGCCUGCACCCGCACCUCACCAGCCUGCAUGCCCAGACUCAGCCGGUAGCACGCAAGGCUGUGGCGGAGGCACGUGUGGCGCUGGCGCCGCUGGCAGCAGUGGUGGGGGAGAAGGGCGGGGAGGUGUACGGGCAGGUGCACUCCCUGCUGUCCCCGCACAUCAACCAGACGUGGACCGCCGUGGAGCCUCAUGUGCAGUCCCUGCAGGUGCUGCUGGGCCCGCACCUGUCAACGGCAAAGGUGGCAGCAGCAGCAGCAGCGAAGCCACUGCAGCCGCACUGGGAGAGGUACAACACGGCAGUGAAGGACAUGGUGGUGGCUGCGGCUGACUUCUUCUCCGAGGAUGCCCUCCCUGACAACACGCUCUGCUGGAUGGUCGUUGCUGCGCACAUUCUUGCGCUGCUCCUCAUGUUCAAGCUCACUUCCACAGCCUCCAGCCUCUUUUCGGCACCCGCUAAGAAGGCCAAGAAGGCUUCUUCCAAGUCCAAUCACCUUCACCGUCACCGUCCAUCUGCAGUCACCUUUCCCACGCUCUCCUGGCCUGCGCGUCGCCUUCCGCCUCACCUCCGCCUCACCUGCGCUACAUCCUUUCCAUUCUCGCCUCCGCUCACCACGCAUCCCCUGACUUGCCUCAUCCCACUUACUUUACUCACCUCGCCGUGCCGCCUCAUCAACUCUCCAAUUCCCUCCUUACCACUCGCUCGUCACCGCUGUUCCCGCAUCACCGUGCAUCACUGCGCAACGCCGUGCUACCCGUCAACCCAAUUACUUGUCCUCCGUCCCACUCUUUGCUCCGGCCGACUCCUCCGUCACAGACGCUCACCCUCUCGCCGCCACUCUCACACCCUCUUGCCCCUUCACUUUUCCUCGCUCGCGCUCUCUCUCCGCAUCGUGCGGCUGCACCCAUUCCCUCUACUCUCAGCAGAGCGAGCUCCUUUUGAGACGUCUCAAAAGCUCCCGACCCCAACAAUCAUGGACUUGCGAACCUUUUCACCCACAUCCAUCUCACUGUCAGACCCGCUCAUUGGCGCAAGCUUGUCCAUGGCGGCACACGGGGCACAUGGCGACCCGCUUUCGCUCCCUGUUACCACCGCACGCCUCUCCGCUUCCUCCGCCUCCUCCCCUUCCGCCGGUCCCUCUGUUCCCCCCCCCGCGGACCGUUUCCUCCGCUCUCCCGCUGUUGGUCUAACUUCCCCUUUCCGCAGCUCCCGCUCUCUUCCGCGCGCUUCCGCGCGUGGCUUGUGUAUACACCCGCUCUCCGCCUCUCCCCUCACCCCGCGGGGAAGAGGAGGCGGGCGGAAGGGGGAGAGGGCGGGUGCGGUGAGAGUGCGCGCGGGGAGGAGUGAGACGGAGGAGGCGCAGGGUGGUGCGGGGGCUAUGCCGACUCAAAGCGUGCGCGAUUUGCAACGGGUGUGUGCUCCAUGUGUCUUCGCCGUUUUUUCCCUCCUUCCACCUUCUCUCCUGACCGCCGUUUCCACCCUCUUGACUGUCGUGUCUUCCCUCCUCUCUUCGCCGCCUUCUUCCCUCCUCUCUUCGCCGCCUUCUUCCCUCCUCUCUUCGCCGCCUUCUUCCCUCCUCUCUUCGCCCCUCUCUUCCCUCAUUUCUUCGCCCUUCGUCCUCCCUCUCUUCUUCCCUCUUUUUCCCCCUCUCUUCUCUCCCUCACUUCCCCACUCUCUUCCCCACUCUUUCCCUCUAUCCCCCCUCACUUUCCUCGUCCCUCCAUCUCGUCCCUCCUCUUUUCCCCCUUCAACCCUCUCUGCCCCUCUUCUCCUCGUCUUUUCCCCUUUCUUUCCUUCUCUUUCCCCCUCAUUUCCCUCUCUUAUUCCCCCUGUUCCCCCUCUCUCUCCCCCUCUCUUCCCCCCUGUUGUUUGUCCCGCUCGUUCUCCCUCUCGUUUCCCCUCUCCUCACCCUCUCUUCCCGCCUCUCUUUUCCUCUCCUCUUCCUUGUCCCGCCCGCUUCCUUUUUUUUAGUACCGCAAUUUCCAAUUUCUUCCGUGUUCCACUGCUCGUUCUCUCUCGCCACCAUCCCAUCCCGUCCCUUCCGUCGCUCUCACUCGUUCGAGCUUCAACCAUCACGAGCUUUAAACGGGACCCGUACCAGUCAUCCAGUCCUUCAGAGCGAGUCAACACCUUCGUUCGAUUCUUAUACGGCACAGCGACUUAUGCUGGACUAGCAACAGCGGCCGUUGCUGGAGCACAGCUGGCGGGUCUCGAUUGGUCUGGAGGCUUCCAGCUGUCACUACAAGGAGUGUUAGACGGUUUCGCCUUCUCUGCUCCAGCCAUCGCCCUUGUUCUCGCACUCUUCCAGGAUCGAGUGGCGGAGCGCUGGGAGGUGGUGCGGGCCAUACGAGACGCAGACGACGAGGAAGCAGAGGAGUUUUUUCAGGGCAUGGCGGCAUGGCAAUGCAUGGUGGUGGCUGUCUCGGCUGCGCUAGCCGAAGAGCUAUUUUUCCGCGCUGCCCUGCAGGCCUUCCUUUCUCGCGCUCUCCUGCUCUCCGGCGCGCCCUCCCUUGACGCUCCCGUCGUUGGCAUGGCGGCUCUGACGGGGAUUUGGCCAUGCAUGGCGCCCGGCACGCAGUUCUGUGCCGCCACGCUCACAGCCGCCCUCGCCGGCACAAUCCACUACGCCAUGGCGCUUCCCAGAGAUGCUGUUAUUGUUGUCACCCAGUCAUACAGCCUCGGGGAGCUGCGUUCUGCAAUGAGAGCAUGGCAUGAGCGGCAGGAGCACCAGAAGAUCUAUCCCCCCAUGUUUGCGUCUUUUCUGAGCCUCUACUACGGCGUUGAGUGGAUCAUGACUGGCAAUCUUGUUGCGCCCAUACUAACUCACGCCGUCCUGAACCUCAUUAUUCUGCACAUGAGUCUAGUGCGUGUGGGUGAAAACCGCAGGCCCCCAGUGGCCCCAACACACCCACCGCAGCCACCGCAAUCACCUCUGCCUGCCCAGCCGACUCAGCCGACCCAGUCUGCAAACAAGACGCUCUGA